Messenger RNA from Nymphaea colorata (pocket water lily), 2350 nucleotides. RefSeq names its product protein PTST homolog 2, chloroplastic-like. Lineage: Eukaryota; Viridiplantae; Streptophyta; Magnoliopsida; Nymphaeales; Nymphaeaceae. The record is from RefSeq and is a predicted model, not a curated record. The coding region runs from base 590 to 2086 and encodes 498 amino acids. The transcript has 8 exons.
ACUUCUCGAAAAUGCAUAUUAGUUGCGAUGAAGUUGUAACCAACUUCAACCAUGUGAACGUUCUGCAAGUUGAGCCGAUAGACAACAAUCGUCUUUUUUAGAUCCACGACAGUCACUAGUCGGCAUUCAUUCUCUCAGGUAGGCCGGACUACUUUAGACUGAGUUUAGUAAGCGUAAUUACAAAGCCCUCUGACAUUCUCACGGUCUCCGUCCCCUCCCUUCCCUUGAAAAAAAACGCAAGGCGGCCAUCAAUGCAAUUUCCAUGGAAGAACAACACAAAAAACCGCCAGCACCGACUUCCCUUUUAUGCUACAGUUGCUUUGUUCAAAUCUGUUUUAGUGGGUGUCCAUUCCCUCUCCAUUCAUUUCCUGAGGUACUCUCUCUGCAACUGAACCAGCAGUAACGCUGACUCUACUUCACUUUUUUGGGCAAAGAUGCAGGCCUUCACACUUUCCAGACUAAUCUAUGUUCUUUGCUUCCACGGAAGAAAUUCUCUCUCAUUAUGGGGGGAAAUCCAGACCGAUCACCUUUGGUGAGGCGACCUCCACAUGACUCCUUUUGCUUUUCCUGAGGGGUUUAAUCUUCAUUCAUGGCGUUUCACCAAUGCCAUCUUACCCUCUACAUCGGCUCUUCCUCGUCCUUCAAGUGUCAUUCUACCUUCUUGAUACCCUUUCCUUGCAGAAAACGGCCUACCCAUGUCUCCUUUCUGCCUGCACUGAACAGUACGGGACUCGGGCUGACGGUGGGCAAUGGUGCUGUAUCCAGGGAGUCAAAGGUCCUCGGAGAUUUCGAUCUCGAAAACGAAAUUUUCGAAUUUAUGCAGAACUCGGAGAAGCCCGACUCGUUUCCCACCAAGGAAGAGUUGAUGGCAGCCGGGCGGGUAGAUUUGGUGAACGCCAUUCUGGCCGAAGAUGGCUGGCUUUCGGCUGGUUGGGUGGAGGAGGAAGAACGGAAUGUGCAUCUGGAGACUGGGACAGGAAGUGGGUAUGCACUGCGGAAUUCGGUUGACGGCUUACCCUCUUAUUCAUUGGCCUCGUAUUCAUCUUCGGUUGUGUCGAAGUCUUCUUCUUUGGGUAGAUUAACAGAAGCAGAGCAUAGUAGUGAGGGGAUUGAAGGUAUAUUGAACCGGUUGGAGAAAGAAAGAGCAGCUUUCUACCCACUGGAAUCUCGAAAGAGAGAUGAAACUAGACUAGAGAGAGAGAGAACAAUGGAGCAGACAAGAUAUUCUUGGGGUAACCUGACAAAGAUGUAUGGUGGCCAACUGCGCAGGCCGUCGGAAGCAAUGAGCACCGCUGAAGGAGCAUUAUCUUUUCCAUCCCAAAUGACUAAUAUCUUUCUGGAUCGCUCUGGGGAGCAAUGCUGCACUGAAUUGUCUUUUACUAGAGAACAUAAUAGUUCCAAUCCUCAUCAAGCAUCGGAAAUACAAACCUCCGAAAAAGAUGAUUAUUUGAAAACUGAUUUUGAAGAUGCAAUAUACUGCAAAGAAGAGUGGGACAUGGAUGGUAAAAAAAGAUACCGUGAGAGUUACCAAGAGUGCAUGCAUUCGCGUAUUGAGAAAUUGGAAUCAGAGUUAUCGGCAAUGGUUCACUUAGUAAGGUCUGGAGAAGAUGCACCUAAUUGGAGCGAGAAAUGCAGAAAUUCCUUGGAGAAAUUGCAUGAUCUUUGUGAAGCUUGGGAGUUCCAGGAAAACGAAAUUAUGAAAUCUCAUGCUAAAUUGCGAGCUACUCGUGCUAAGCUAUCAAUCCUAGAAGGCAAGAUGGCGCUCAAGAUUAUGGAAGCGCAGAAAGUAGCAGAAGAAAAGCGAAGCGAGAUUGAAGAGGGUCAAUGCCUUCUAAGUCUUCUGAGGACAACCUCCAUAGUCUGGUCUAAUUCAGGCGAUGAUGUUUUGUUAGUUGGAUCAUUUGAUGGAUGGACAAGCCAGAGGAGAAUGGAGAGAACAAGUUCGGGUGUGUUUGUGCUGAACCUGAAGUUAUACCCCGGCCGGUAUGAGAUAAAGUUCAUUGUUGAUGGUAUGUGGAGAAUUGAUCCACUUCGCACUGUUUUGAGCAACAAUGGGCAUGAAAAUAACCUACUUGUCGUUUCUUGAAUUAGUGAAACCUUCUUGUCCAUUUCCUAUGAAUAUCUUUAUUAUUGUAAAAUCUCUCUCUCUCUCUCUCUCUCUCACAGUGCAGUGAAAGGUUAGAAAGAAAGAGAGCCCGUCCAUGGUGGAGUAACUAAAACAUGUUCGUAUUUUUUUUUUCUUUGGAAACAGAUGGCAUUGUAUAGUAGGUUAAAAGAAUUUUGAAAAUUGAGCUGGGUUUUGUUUACCACAAUCAGGGCUACGUUUGUAAAUUUUUGAAAUUUCAUGACA